CAUGCUCGCUGUCGGCUCUCCGGCCGGGGCGCGCUCCCGAGGGGGGGCGGGGAAGACUGGGGGGGCCUGGGAGCGCGCGGUGGACGCCUGUGGCUGCAGCGGCCGGGGCCCCGGGUCAGCUCGCCGGAGAGGGAGGGCCCGCCGCCGCCCAGCCGGUGCGGGCUUCUGCCCCCCAGCAUCAGGAGCCCCCGGGGUGCCCUUCCCUGGAGCCCCGCACCCCACCCCAGCCGCGUACCCCCAGGCCCAGGUGCUGGCUGCUGAGAGCAUGGGACUACCCCCUAGUGUCCCACCCAGUGAGGACCUGUGACAGUGGUUGUCACCCUCCCAACUGCAGGGAGCAGGAGGCAGUCAGCACGGAGGCCUGAGCAGCCGGGGCCAGACCGCCGGUGCCAGGAUGCCCCUGCCUGAGCCCAGCGAGCAGGAGGGUGAGAGCGUGCCUGCCGGCCAGAAGCCCAACCCCAAACACCCCCAGCUGGGCAUGUCUGAGGAAUUUGAGCUGGUCCUGGUGACGGUCUCCCACGAGGACAGCCAUGGGGUCUCUGGGGUGGGCGCCCAGCCUGAGUCUGUGCACUAUGGGGUGUCCCUGGGGGACCCUCAGAUCCUGCUGGAGCAGCAGGGUGGGGCACUUCAGCCCAGCCCCCCGGCCCUGGAGCUGCAAGGCAACAAGCCAGACCCAGCUCCCUGGGCCCUUUGCUCUGCAGCCCCCAAGCCCCUGGAGUUCCUUCGUACCCCGUUUGGGGGCCGUCUGCUGGUGCUGGAGACCUUCUUGUACAAGCAGGAGAAGGCCAUGGGCGACAAGGUGUACUGGAAGUGCCGCCAGCACGCCACCCUGCGCUGCCGGGGCCGGGCCAUCACCCGCGGGGGCCGAGCCACCAUCAUGCACGAACACUGCCACCCACCCGACGAGGAGGCCCUGGAGGCCCGGCGCCAGAAGCAGAGGCGGCGCGGCCUGGCCCUGGCCGAGGACCCCGACCCCCUGGCUGUGCCUGUGAAGCGGCCUGACCCCCAGACCUUCCGGCCCCUGUCCUUGCUGAACCUGCCCCCCAAGAAGCGCCCGCGGCUGUGGACCAGCCUGCGCCCGGGCCUGGAGUUCCUGAGCACCUGCUAUGGCGGCACCUUCCUGGUGCACCAGUCCUUCCUGUACAAGCGCGAGAAGACGGUGGGUGACCGAAGCUACUGGACCUGCCGCGACCACACGCUGCACUGCUGCCGCGGCCGCGCCAUCACACAGGGCCAGCGCGUCACCGUCAUGCGGGGCCACUGCCAUCCGCCCGAUGUGGAGGCCCUGGAGGCCCGGCGCCUGCAGGAACGGGUGGGGGACACCCAGAGGGCGACGCGCAGGGGCCUCUCGGACAGCCUGCUGUGCCAAACGGAGCCCGGGGUGCCGUCCCUCAACCGGCGGCCCAGGAAGCAGGCCAGGCCGAAGCCCCUGCAGGAGCCGCCAUCCGAUGACCAGGACGACCAGGACGAGGAGCCCGAAGGCCCCGAGUUCCUGAAGACCCCACUGGGGGGCAGCUUCCUGGUGUUCGAGUCCUUCCUGUACCGGCGGGAGAAGGCAGCCGGGGACAAGGUGUACUGGACCUGCCGUGACCAGGCGCGCAUGGGCUGCCGCAGCCGGGCCAUCACGCAGGGCCAGCAGGUGACCGUCAUGCGGGGCCACUGCCACCCGCCUGACCUGGGCGGCCUGGAGACCCUGAGGCAGCGGGAGAAUCGGCCGGACGCCACUCCGCGGGAGAGCCCAGGUGGGACUUGGGCUGUGGGCUGGGGGGGCAGCAGAGGCCCAGUGGUCACUCCCCCCUCAGCACUACCAACCCCCAUCCUGGAAGGAGUCACAGCUCCCUCCCCUCAUUUUCCUAUCUGGGUCUUCAGGGCCCAUGUGCCGCUCCAGACAGCUGGCACCAAGGAAGGCCCCGAGUUCCUGAAGACCCCACUGGGGGGCAGCUUCCUGGUGUUCGAGUCCUUCCUGUACCGGAGGGAGAAGGCAGCCGGGGACAAGGUGUACUGGACCUGCCGUGACCAGGCGCGCAUGCGCUGCCGCAGCCGGGCUAUCACUCAGGGCCAGCGUGUCAUGGUGAUGCGGCGACACUGCCACCCGCCCGACCUGGGUGGCCUGGAGGCCAUGCGGCAGCGCGAGAACUUCCCACGCCUGGCCCAGCGGGAGGACUCAGAGACCUUCCAGCCCCUAGAGUUCCUGAGGACCUCGCUGGGGGGCAGGUUCCUGGUGUUUGAGUCCUUCCUGUACCGGAAGGAGAAGGCGGCCGGGGACAAGGUGUAUUGGAUGUGCCGCGACCAGGCGCGACUGGGCUGCCGCAGCCGGGCCAUCACGCAGGGCCAGCAGGUGACCGUCAUGCGGGACCACUGUCACCAGCCUGACCUGGCGGGCCUAGAGGCGUUGCGGCAGCGGGACCGGCUCCCGAUCGAGGCCCAGCUGGGGGACCCAGGAUGCCAGACGACGAGGAGCAGUGAGCGGGAUGCCCGCAGAGUCCGGCCCUCCCGCUGCUCAGACCUGCCCUUGCCUCUGCCAAAGCACCCAAAGCCUCAUGCCUCCAGAGCUCUCCCGGGAGGACGCCUCAGUGUCACCUCAGGCAAAGGGAGAUCCACACAACUGGGGAGUGACUCUGGAAGGACCCCCGCCUCUGCCUGGCACCCCGACUCAGCCCCCCUCUGGUCUGCCAUGUCUAGGAGGCCCCUCUGCUUCUUGCCAACUGAGCUGCCCUGUGUGCUGCCAGCCGCCCGAGGGGUUUCUGGGUGGGGGUCAGUCCCUGUGCCCUGGUUGGAUCCCCCUGUCUGGUUUCCAGCUUCCACUGACUGGCUAUACACCAUCCCCUCGCAGGCGUCUGGCUGGGCCCAGGUGGUGUCCUGGGUCAUCUGUUUACGCAUCCAAAUUCACUGCGGCACAGAACCAGCCUUGAGGGUCUGGAGAAGGGCGACGCCCCCAGCCCUGAGCCCCUGAGGCGAGGCCUCCUCCCCACAGAGGGGCUCAGGAUAGCUAGGGUGCCCUCUCCCAGCCCCUCUGCUUACAGUUACCCCCGCCUAUCCCUGCCCCCUCCCCACAAUAAACGCUAUUUUGUGUA
Molecule: messenger RNA, 3074 nt
Organism: Erinaceus europaeus (western European hedgehog)
Lineage: Eukaryota; Metazoa; Chordata; Mammalia; Eulipotyphla; Erinaceidae
Gene: FLYWCH1
Product: FLYWCH-type zinc finger 1
Exons: 10
Coding region: 395-2953 (852 amino acids)
Source: RefSeq, a predicted model, not a curated record